Messenger RNA from Neospora caninum, 813 nucleotides. RefSeq lists its product as hypothetical. Bases 1 to 813 code for a protein of 270 amino acids. The record is from RefSeq and is a predicted model, not a curated record. The transcript has 3 exons. NCBI's taxonomy places the organism in Eukaryota, Apicomplexa, Conoidasida, Eucoccidiorida, Sarcocystidae.
AUGGCAGGCUAUGUCGUGAAGCCGCGUCCCGCAAGAAAAAGAGAGAUGAUAUCAUUUACGGAGCGUUUCGCUGUGUCGAUGCAGUUUGUUUCUGCUGGCCAGCUCCUCCUCGUUUCCGGCAGUACGUGGUGCAUGGGACGAAGAAGAGGUAGUCGGGCUAAGCCUUUCUGUAUCAGCUGGAAUGGAUCAAUACUUUGUUUUCUGUGGUGCAUGGCCGCGUGGGCUCGGGAGGGAGAGGUUGCUGGGUUUUAUUUAGCGAGUGCAAAUGGUGUGCCGGACGUCGACGGGGUGGAGCACGCUGACGUCGACGGGGUGGAGCACGCUGUCAUUAUGGCAGAUCAGGAUGCAGACGGUUUUGUAGAUACGGACCAGCAAGCUGAACAGAUAGGAGCGACUGUACCGCAAUCAUCACCGAACGCACGAAGCAACGCCGAACCUUCAGAGACGUCUGCGCCGGCAGAUCAAUCGCCAAAGCAAGGUGUAUCUCCCCAGGCAUCUGUAGUCGGUGCGGGUGUUGGCUACCAUCGAAGGCAGCCGGAAGAGCAGGCGGCACCAUGCCCGAGAGGGAACUGCCCGUACCACAGAGACCAUGCAGAUGUAGUUGAAGAGGAGAGCGGCAUGCAGAAGAAGUCGGGGGUUAUCGCGCGAAGGAGACUAGCAUCAGACUGGUACUAUCUGGAUGACGAAACAACAACCAGCAAGGUUUUGCGUGGCAUUGGCUACGGCUGGAUGGCCUUUAUGCUCUACGCCAUUAUUCGGCACGGGAUGAGCAAUGAAUCCAGGGACGCGUACUACACCUACGAGGACGGUUAG